This is a messenger RNA of Camellia sinensis, 794 nucleotides long. RefSeq names its product transcription and mRNA export factor ENY2. Gene Ontology annotation, biological process: mRNA export from nucleus; positive regulation of DNA-templated transcription. The record is from RefSeq and is a predicted model, not a curated record. Gene Ontology annotation, cellular component: nuclear pore; SAGA complex. Gene Ontology annotation, molecular function: transcription coactivator activity. NCBI's taxonomy places the organism in Eukaryota, Viridiplantae, Streptophyta, Magnoliopsida, Ericales, Theaceae.
CGCCCUAUUUCUUCAGUACUCGUAUUGAUUUCUUGGUUUGAUUAGUUUUGAGAUGUUUUAUUUGGGCUUCGUAAACACACACACACGCGCUCUCUCUCUCUCUCUCUCUCUCUCUCUCUUUCUUCGUGCUCACUCACACACAUGAGGCAUUCGGUGAAUCGUCCGCCGACUCCAGACGCGAGGGAUGAGCAACAAAAAGAUACUACGCUUGAAGAAAUUAUCAACAUUAAGUUGAGUGAGAGUGGAGAAAAAGAACGAUUGAUGGAGCUUCUGAGGGAAAGGCUCAUGGAGUGUGGGUGGAAGGAUGAAAUGAAAGCUCUUUGCAGGGCAUUUAUAAAAAAGAAAGGCGGUGACAAUGUUACUGUGGAUGAUCUUGUACAUGUGAUUACCCCCAAAGGCAGAGCUUCAAUACCUGAUCCCAUAAAGGCCGAGCUGUUGCAAAGAAUUCGAACCUUCCUGGUUUCAGCUGCUCAUUGAUAUACCAGCCAUGUAUGGUAUGGCUCAUCUGGUUAAGGUUUUAGGAAGUCAUAAUCUUCUUGUUGAUUAAAAUCUAUUGGAAGAUUUGUCGGGCAUGCUUUUUGAUUGAUUUAACCUCCAAGAAAGUCCAUUUAAGAAAGUUUAAGAAAGUCCAUCAAACUGUGAUAGCUACUUUAGAGUCUGAACAAUUAUGCUUGUAAUUUUGUAAACCAUACUAAAAUCUCAAGUGACACUGUCAAUUUAGUUAUUUAACUUUGACUUUUAGUAAUCAGGUAAGUUCCAAUACGAAUGAAGAUUACAAUCCUUUUACUUCUAAA